This is a messenger RNA of Eremomyces bilateralis CBS 781.70, 427 nucleotides long. RefSeq lists its product as uncharacterized. The transcript has a single exon. Bases 129 to 356 code for a protein of 75 amino acids. NCBI's taxonomy places the organism in Eukaryota, Fungi, Ascomycota, Dothideomycetes, Eremomycetales, Eremomycetaceae. The record is from RefSeq and is a predicted model, not a curated record.
UACAAUUUGUAGCAUCUUACUUGUGUGGGGUCAGAGUAAUCCGGUCAAAUCGUGUACAGGCCCUAACAACCACGAGACGCGUCAAAACGACUCUAGAUCUUAGAUGAUCAAUAUCUUCAUUAAUCUUGAUGAUGGAACGCUCAAUUUUGGGUGAAAUUAGCGGCAAUCGGCGUAAGCAUGCAGAUCUUACGCCAGAACAGCGAUCCGCAAUCAUUGCAAUGGUUGACGCGGGCCUAAUGUCUAAGCGAGCCAUUGCGCGUGAGGUCGGAUGCUCGCCCUCAACCGUCGACUAUACAAUUGACCAAGGCACCCCGUCCAAGUCGACCGUCAAACCCGCGCUCCGGGGGUCCAAAUAAUACCGCAAAUGGCGUAUGCGUAAGAAGAUCCAAUUAACGGAAGAGGGAGCCCGUAAACGGCUCGAAUUCGC